Arthroderma uncinatum is the source of this 1950-nucleotide messenger RNA. Its product is annotated as serine/threonine-protein kinase chk2. Gene Ontology annotation, cellular component: nucleus. The transcript has 6 exons. Lineage: Eukaryota; Fungi; Ascomycota; Eurotiomycetes; Onygenales; Arthrodermataceae. Gene Ontology annotation, molecular function: ATP binding; protein binding; protein serine/threonine kinase activity. The record is from RefSeq and is a predicted model, not a curated record. Bases 1 to 1950 code for a protein of 649 amino acids. Gene Ontology annotation, biological process: protein phosphorylation; mitotic DNA damage checkpoint signaling.
AUGCCUCCACAGAGAGAGACGAGCCAUCUGAAGAGAUCGCGGGGAAAUGCCGACCUCGAGCAUGACCCGAAGAAACCUCGGCGGUCACCACGAAUCGCAUCUCAAUUGCAGCCAGAUGUCGGAUAUUUACCCUCCCCUCUGGGAAACGAAGUAGCGGUAGAUACACCGCGUAAGGAUGCCACGGCCACACCCCCAGACGAAGGACGGAGCCAGAUGCGCCGCGGUCAAUCGCCCGACGAGUCUUGUCCCACGCAAGGGUUCUCCCAGUACCCUCCCGUGCAGUUCAUGGACGAUAUAGAAGACGAGGUUGCUGAGGGGGUCUGGGGAUAUCUCACUCCGCUGGAUAACAAAUUUGGAGGUCAAUUGAUACUGAAGAAGCGGGAUAGCACCCUUACCACGCCUGUAGGUGGAGCUAUAGCGACACCCGGCAGCACCAAGUCGAAGCGUGGUGCAAGUGAGAUCAACCGUGCUGGAUAUCUGAUAGGCCGGCAUAGCGAGUGUGAUUUCAGGCUUGAUAUCCGCACGAUAUCUAAUCGCCAUUGCCUGAUAUUCAACGAGAACAGGAGAGGAGAUGUAGUUGCGAUUAUUGAAGAUCUUUCCAGCAAUGGGACAUUCGUCAACGACGCCAUCAUUGGCCGAAAUAAACGCCGAGAGCUCGAGGGUGGUGAUGAAAUCACCAUCUUGGAUGAAGCUAGAUUCGUCUUCAACUACCCACGGAGCCGGAACACCAGCAAGUUCCGCCAGCAAUACACCCUUCUCGACAUGCUGGGCAAGGGACACUUUGCAAGCGUCUAUCUAUGCGCAGAACGCUCAACGGGACUGAAGUUUGCUGUCAAACGGUUUGAGAGACGACCGGGCAUGGUUCAAAAGACUGAUCCGGAAGCACUCCAGCAAGAGAUCUCCAUGUUGAUGAGUGUCAAUCACCCGAACAUGCUGUGUCUAAAGGCUACCUUUGACGAGAGUGACGGCGUCUACUUGGUUCUUGAACUUGCGCCAGAAGGCGAGCUGUUUAACUGGAUAAUCAGGCACCAGAAGCUGACUGAGGACGAGACACGGAAAGUAUUCAUACAGCUUUUCGAAGGCUUGAAAUAUCUGCAUGAACGGAAUAUUGUCCAUCGGGAUAUAAAGCCAGAGAACAUCCUCGUUGUUGACAAGGACCUUUCGGUAAAACUGGCUGAUUUUGGCCUUGCAAAGAUUAUCGGUGAACAGUCUUUCACCACAACUCUAUGUGGAACGCCCGGUUAUGUCGCCCCUGAGAUAUUGGAAGACCACCCUGCCCAACGCAUGUAUACGCGUGCAGUUGACAUCUGGUCACUGGGAGUAGUACUCUACAUCUGCCUCUGUGGUUUCCCUCCAUUCUCCGACGAACUAUACGACGACAACACCUUCCCAUACACCCAGAGAGAUCAAAUCAAGAACGGAAUCUUCCACUACCCUUCCCCCUUCUGGGAUCCAGUCAGCGACGAAGCCAUCCAGCUGAUCGAGCGAAUGCUCGUCGUCAACCCCGAGCAUCGCAUCACCAUUGACCAAUGUCUCAAGGAUCCCUGGAUUACCGGAAUCAGGCCUGACAUCGGUGACAGCACAGACGGCCUAGUCGGCGCCAUAGGCGGUCUCAAAGUAUCGAAAGAUCGUCGACCAACCCUAUCACGCACGUAUCUGAGUGAUCUGCACGAAGUUACGAUCAAGCAGGUGGUGCAUAAGAAGAGCGAUGACCCGGGCUCUAAAAAGGUAACCAUAUACCAGAAUCACCCUGUCGGGAAAAUACCUGAGCCCAAACCAGCUGCGAAUCGCAACUCGAGGGAAUUCAUGGAACUGGGUGGAAGGGGAGACCAGGUACUCUUCGAUGAUAAAUCUGAUAGUGACUCGCUGGAGCUUGACGAUGAAAGGGAUGGCCCGCUGUUCAACAAUGAUGAUGCCGAGGAUGAGCCUCCACGCGGGAGAAGGAGGUGA